AUGAUUACCAUAUGCAUUCAGCCUUGCAUUCUUCAACUUAAGGUGAUUGUUUUCCCAGAUGGACAACGGAAGAUGGCAGGACUUAUACAAACACAUUGCAAACACACGAACCUAGAGCUGAUUGGCAAGUGGAAAAACUUGGAGGUGGUGGUGGUUAUGAAGGUGGAGUUGAUGGUUGUGUGUAGUGGUGGUGGGUGGGGGUGGGGACGACGGUUGUGGAGAUGGUGGGGGUGGCAACAGUGGGUAGCAUGGUGGUGGUGGUGGUGUUGGUUGUGGAGAUGGUGGGGGAGUGGAGGCUUUGGAGGAGGAGGUGGUUGUGGUGGUAGUGGUGUGUGGCAGCAUGAUGGUGGGUGGUGGCGUUGGUUUAGAGAUGGUGGAUGUGGAGGUUUUGGAGGAGGUGGUGGUUGUGGUGGUGGUGGUGGGGGUGGGGGUGGUGUGUGGGGAGGUGGAGGUAGAGGAGGGUGGUUGUGGAGGUGGUGGAUGGUGUGGAGGUUUGGUGAGGUGGUGGAGGUGGUGGUGGCAGGUGGUGGAGGCAGUGAUGUGGUGGUGCAAGUGGUGGAUGUGGAGUGGGUGUUCAUUGUUUAA
Molecule: messenger RNA, 585 nt
Organism: Prunus armeniaca (apricot)
Lineage: Eukaryota; Viridiplantae; Streptophyta; Magnoliopsida; Rosales; Rosaceae
Source: the annotation of a GenBank genome assembly